AUGCGGAAUUUAAAAGUUCGAUCUGCAGUUGUUAUCAAUACUGAGUUGUCUAAAUCCUACGGCAAAAAUGAGAAAGACACGCUGUGCUCACCACUUCCUUCUUCUAAUGAUGUAGAAGCGGUCUGUAUUAGUAUUGAAAAUAAGAUCUUUUGUGCUUGCAAAGCUGGAGUCUAUGACUUGUCAUCUACAAUGCCUCUAUUUCUGGAAUGGUCACAACAACGUAAUGGAGCCGAGCUCGUUUCUUUUGAUCAUCUUAGUGAUGAAUAUGUCUUAUGUGCUGUAUUUUCCUCAGGAGUAAUCCUAAUUUUGGAUCUCGGAAAUGGAAAUGUUGAAGAAUUUGAAUCAGUAUCGACAAAAGUGUGCUCUGCAAGUUGGGCCCCUGACUAUCAUGUUUUGUUACUCGCUUCUUCAGAUACUUUAUAUUUUAUAACACGUCAGUUCGAUAUUUUCAGUGAGCAGCCGUUGAAUUCUUCAAAAGUUGGUCGAGAAGAAUUGAUGACUCUUGGUUGGGGUUCGAAAGCAACACAAUUUCAAGGUACAGGAUCAAGAAAAUUACCGAAAAAGGAUGACUGUGAACAACCUACGGUUGUGAGUAAAUAUGAUUCACAUAAAGUAUUGUUGGUGUGGAAUGGAGAUGCCAGCUAUGUAGUUGUUAGUUAUGUGGAAUAUGAAACUAAUUUCCGUCAUUUCUGUGUUUUCGAUCACGAAGGCGAGCUUAUCAGUCGUUUGCAGUAUGCCAGUAACGUUGAAGAAGCACUUGCUUUCAAACCUACGGGAAACUUAAUCGCCAUUAGUCGGCUUAAAAAUAAUGCUCGGGAAAUUAUUUUUUAUGAGCGUAAUGGACAAAAACGUUCACAUUUUGAGCAUGGAUCACGUCAGGAAAUAUUAAUCGAGUGGAUGGGAUGGAACAAAACCGGAGAUAUAUUUUGUACGUUGACUUGGGAUUCCGAAAAUGCUGCGCAGGAAGCUCAGUUCUGGUGCGUCAGCAAUUAUGAUUGGAUGCUUAAAUAUUCCAUAGUAUCUAGUGGUAAAUUUUUGUUGGCUUGCUGGCAUGAGAAUAAUGCCAAUCAAUUUUGCUAUGUUUCGCCUAGUGGUCGAGCAGUUUUGAUUGACUUCGACUUUGUAUAUGAUUUUUGCGAUGGAAUUGUUUUAUCCAUAACAGGAAAUAAGGUCCGUGUAACUGAUUUGAAAUGUGCGCCGAUUCCACCGCCGAUGUGUCAUUAUGAACUUAAGUUUUCGAGUAGCGUAUGUGAAAUAGCACAGAACAGUGGUACUGCAGCUUUCCUAUUGGGAAAUCAUUCUCUCCUUGUCUAUAAAUUACAUCAAGGGAGGUACGAAAAAUAUGGUGAAUACGAUACAUCUAAUUUUCCGAAGGAUUGCAUCUGUUACAAUCUUUGUUUAGGCUGUUCAAAUCAACUAUCUGCUAUUGUUGUUUCCUCCUUAUAUGAUUUAUGUACUUUUAAAUUAAAAGAUAUAAAUCGUGAGAAAAGCUUCUUAUAUUCUUCGGAAAAACCAUUUAUUUGGCACUGUUGCUUCAAGGAUGGAUUUGCACUGCAAGGAAAUGAUGGCAAAUGGAUUUCAGUGAGAGAAGACAGCAGCAGCAACUAUAUGGAAACUGAUCUUUUCAUUUCAUCACCCUUACACCGCUGUCGUAUCGCUUCGGAUAGUAUUCUUGGAAUCAAUAAGAUGAGUGACCUGGUUGUAAAUGGCCACUCAAUUUUGAAAUACGUAGGAUCAUAUACGCUGGAUCAAAAUUAUCUUCUUUGCAUAACAUUUGAUUCACAAUCUGCAUCGUCGAAAUUACUGUUUAAUAACUUGGAAGAUGUUUUGACGAAUCAGAAAGCAAAUUUUAAAGCUAAUCGCUCUGUUGAAAAAGGAACGUAUUUAAUUGGCCAUGACGCCAAUGGCUCUCGAGUAUGGCUGCAAAUGCCUCGUGGUAAUUUGGAAACGAUUCAUUUGAGAGAGUUGCUAAUUAGUAAACUCCAAAAAUUGUUUGAUAGUUUAUGCUUCAAAGAAGCAGCCUUGAUGAUGAAAAAAUACCGCAUUGACAUGAAUUUAUUUUACGAUCAUAAUCCAGAAUUUUUCAUGAAACAUGUCCGGAAAUUUGUACUUGACAUUUGCUGUGCCGAAUUAUUGAAUUUAUUUGUGGCCAGUUUGAAUAAUAAGGAUGUUACGCAGUGCAUGUAUUCGGAGAUUUACAGCAAUUUUCGUACUAAAACCUUUGUAAAGCAAAAUAAUAAGAUUCAAAUUGUUUGUAACGUUCUUCGAGAGUGCAUUUUAAGUCUUGAUGAUACACUGAUUGAGAAACUCUACACUACCGUUAUAUCCACAUAUUUGAAAAGGAAGCCGCCACAAAUUUCAGAAGCACUGAUAGCGUUGUGGGAACAGUCACGAAAACUUUCCAAUAAGAAGAAUCUGGAAGAAUGGAUUUCAUAUGUUUCUUUGCUAGCUCCAAAUGAAAAUCUUUUCAAAGCAGCAUUGUCAACGUAUGAUUUGAAUAUGGCUCUUGCUGUCGCUGAAAUCUGCCAGAUGGAUCCUGGUGAUUAUUUAUCUUUGAUACUGGAUUUUCAAAAACAUUCACCUCCAGCUUACCAAAGAUAUAAGAUCGACUUGUAUUUGGGAUCAUACGUAGAAGCUAUUCGAAAUUUGUCAGAAGUGGAUAAUUGUUGGGAACAAGCUGCAGAAAUAAUUACACGACAAAAUUUAUAUUCUGAUGCGUUGAUAGCGUUUCGAGGAAAAAAAGCUUAUUUGCAAGUAUGUGAAUUAUGUGCCAACCACUUGAUGCAGAAAAGACGUUUCAAAGAAGCUGCAUUGUUGUUUAUGCGUUCAAAUAAUAUGAGUCAAGCACUGCAAUGCUAUCGUAAUGCUCAAAAUUGGGAAGAAGUUAUUGAAUGUGGACAGGCUAUGGGUAUGGAUAAGAAAGCAAUAGAUAGUUUACUCCAAACUAUGGUACCAGUUUAUGAAAAUACUGGAAAGUUUGCUGAUGUUGCUGGAAUUUUAUCGUACAUUAAUCAGGAUUCUAAUAAGGUGCAGAUAUUGGAAUAUCACUGUAAAGCAGAUGCUUGGGAUAGAGCAUUGAAAACUGCGUUUGGGAAUCAAGAACUCACAAGGAUUUUAUGCGAAAGGGCAUGUGCUCGUUGCAAACAUAUCUUGGAGGAUGUACAAAAUUGGGAAAAUUUAUUAGAGCGCUAUUCUGGUCGUUUAGAAACUGUACGACAACAGAAAAAAGAUACUGUGAAGUCUACUAUUGAACAACUUGAAAAUCAUGAUGUAUCAAUGUCUGAGGCCUUCAGUGAAGCAUCUACUUCAGUAAGUAUUACUUCGAACGCUUCAUUCGCUUCUACGGCUUCUUCCCGUCGCCGAAAGCAUGUUCAAAAAAAAAAAAAACUGUUAAAAGAAGGUAGUCAAUAUGAAGAUGCCGCGCUUUUAAAUGCUAUGAAAGACAUUAUCGCACUUAUUGACUCUUACCAAGAUGAAUUGGCUAACCUCCUGCCAACAUUGCUAACAACUGAUGCCGUUGAAGAAGCACACUGUCUGCAAACUCGAUUUCAAAUAUUAAUAAACUUUGCUCGACGAAUUGUCAGUGUAGCUUGGCCAACCUACCUCACUUCACAUUUAAUUCCAGGACCGCUCAGGGAAAUCUAUCGCGAUGAAGACGGUGCUAUUAGGAUACAAGAAAACAGUAUGCCAACCAGGAUAACUUUGGGUAUAUUUCAAUAA
Messenger RNA from Thelazia callipaeda (thelaziosis nematode), 3720 nucleotides. The record is from the annotation of a GenBank genome assembly. Lineage: Eukaryota; Metazoa; Nematoda; Chromadorea; Rhabditida; Thelaziidae.